CUCUCAGUUAAUGAAUAACACAUCUUUAGUUCUUAGAAAAUGGGUGAAAAAGAUAAGUUUAGGCGUGAGGAGGAAGACGAUGAUGAAUUACUAGAAUUUAUUUCUUUGCUUCUACUCGUGAUUAUCCCUAUCGUAUUAAUCUAUGGAUUAUGCGUAUAUUGUUUCAAACAAAAACAAAUAGGCUUAAGAAAAAGGAAGAUUCGAAAAAAUGAAGUAUGUACUCGAAUGGCAACUCAUCAGCCAUCUACAAAUGAUUUAUUGAGGGUAUAUACGGUACCUUUAGAACCAGAUUCUUCAAAUAACUCACAUGUUAUUGAAAACAAUGUAAAUCACAGAAGCUGUCCAACUUGUUCAUGUCGCCAAAAUGAGUCAAGUUCAAUCAAUAAUGAUCCUUCUUUACCAGAGUCUGAAGAACAUCAUGAAUCACCAGAUCCUACUCUUCCAAGUUACUCACAAGUUUUGAGUAAAUCUCCACCAAAUUUUUACACAAUACCCAAUUAAUGGUUUAAAAAAAUAGUCAUAUACUCUUUA
Molecule: messenger RNA, 531 nt
Organism: Chironomus riparius
Lineage: Eukaryota; Metazoa; Arthropoda; Insecta; Diptera; Chironomidae
Source: the annotation of a GenBank genome assembly